Molecule: messenger RNA, 873 nt
Organism: Coccinella septempunctata (seven-spotted ladybird)
Lineage: Eukaryota; Metazoa; Arthropoda; Insecta; Coleoptera; Coccinellidae
Exons: 3
Coding region: 174-713 (179 amino acids)
Cellular component (GO): extracellular region
Molecular function (GO): chitin binding
Source: RefSeq, a predicted model, not a curated record
AGCACAGAGCUUCCGCAAGGAUAUAAGGACAUGUCGUCUGUAUUCUUUGUUUCUCUUUAAUUUAUUUGUCGGUUCCUAUACACGAGUAUAAAAGACAAUCGGUUUUCGUUCCUUGUGACAUAAUCCGUUCAGGUUUUGUGGAAGAAAGGUGGUCUUAGUAAGUUCAUAGAAAUAUGAAGUACGUUGUGCUUUUGCCUUUUAUGUUUUGUGCUGUGUACGGUGCACCGAAGCUUAGGGUGAUGCCACAAAGUAUUCCUCCUCCACAACUUCUGACUUUGCCAAGCAACGCUACAAGUAUCAGAACAGAUAUCAGCGAUAGCUUCCAAUGUGAUGGCAGAGACUACGGUUACUAUGCUGACGUAGACAACGAUUGCCAAAUCUUCCACGUGUGUCUUCCAAUUACAUACUCAGAUGGCCACAACCAGACUUUCAGGUGGAGUUUCAUCUGUCCUGAAGAAACUGUCUUCAAUCAGGAAAUUUUCACAUGUACCAGGGCUGACGAGGCUAUGGACUGUUCUGAUAGUCCAAGGUUCUACAAUUUGAACCGAAACUUUGGAAACAUCGAAGAAGAGGCAGAAACUGAAAGCGCCCACAUCGAAGAUAAUCAAGAAGUUUCGGAAGUUGAGCAAGAUAUCCAGGUUCCUACCAAUACUAAUGCCCAUGUGAAUAUGGGUAGAAGAUCUCGUAAAGUUAGGUUAAGUUCGAAACAAUGAUAGACGAAAGGUUUUCCAGAAUUUUUUUAUAAGUUGAUGAAUGUUCUGAUUAUAACAUUUAUUUUUUGUAUGGAGAGCCAGUAUUCGAAUCGAUUUGUUAUGGGGUAUUCAUCGUUGUUCAUGGAAAGACUGAAAAAAUCAAAAUAAAUGAUAAAAUGGA